AUGCGCAGAAUGUCUCCACUCCGCGAACUGGUGGAAUACAUGAAAAAAGCAAACUUUCGGUGGGCCGGUCAUGUAAUGAGAAGAAUGAUGACAGAUGGACAAGAAGGCAACAGACGACAUGGUCGAGUGGGCGCUUUAGGCCUGCUGCGAGAUGAAGGGAUGUGCUUGUCGAAACACGUGAAACAGCUGCAACAGGAGCUGAACGACUCCUCACAUCGUCAUCUUCGUCGAAUUCCGAGCCUGUCGUGGAUGGCGUUCGCGAAAGACAGAAGCGAAUGGUUUGUUGCUAGUGCUCGCACAUGA
This is a messenger RNA of Haemonchus placei, 303 nucleotides long. The record is from the annotation of a GenBank genome assembly. NCBI's taxonomy places the organism in Eukaryota, Metazoa, Nematoda, Chromadorea, Rhabditida, Trichostrongylidae.